AGCUACUCUAGUCAUCAGACCAUGUUCUAUUUUUCGCCGACGCGCAGUCACGCGCGCGAAGCCACAGCGACUUUCCGCAUGCGCAACUUUUUGCAGGCCGCUGCUGACCGGCAUCUGACUAUAAACGCGUCUGCGUGUUUAGCGGAUGACAUUGCUUGGCGUGUCUGACUUCGACUGCCGCUGACUGCGACGCCAAAAACGUUGGACUAUAUCUGCGUCUUAAAUGUGUUUUAGGCGUAGUACCGCGUAGCCUUGCUGGAUGGACAUAAGGCAGUGCUGUGAAGACUACCCGUGCUUGGCCAUGUUGUGUCCUGCAUCACAAGGGACCUUGGGUGCUGUCUAUACUCUAUUCUACUCUACUGUGCGUGCCGCACUGUCGGCAGUACCGCUCCGUAACAUGCGCACCAAGCACGCAUCACGAAACGCAACAUGUUUCAUCGCACUUUGCUUCAUCCUCUGGCUGUCUAUCGCUGCUGCAUCCCCAGUAGCAGCUGAUCUCCCAGAAGAGGUUCGCGAAGAAGCCUCCAAUGUGCACAGCGAAUCUCCCUUCUAUACUUGCAGGCAAUCUCAAGAUACCUUUAUUACACCGAUUUGUUCUUGCGACCCAUCUUGCAAUCGGUACGGGGUCUGUUGCAUCGACGUUGCUAAAGAUGUACCACAUGUACGUUACAUGUGUAAUCCGCUACCAAGUGGUGGACGUCAGUUUUGGGUGAUAGUGUCAUGUGCAGAACGACGCAUUCGACAGGGGAUGAAAGAGAGAUGCCAGGGACAAUUUAGGGGCGAUUUUCCUUAUGGAUCGUUCCAGUACAGCAUUGACAUUCCUUCCUUUCACGAGCCGUCAAGGGUCCUGUAUCGAAACCGUUACUGUCUAGACUGCAACGGGGGACGACGAGACGAGGCUUACAGCUGGCACAGUAAACUUGAUUGGGUCGGACCGUCACCAGGGAACAUGAGUGCUGAUAGCCAACAGCAGAUGAUGAUGUAUAACGCCGAACGAAACGUUUAUUGGAUGAUGCACGCGGGUAUCAUGUACAAUGCUACAGUUCGAAGCGCUGCGUUUGAGUGGAAGAAUUUUACGAAAGCGUUCAACACGAUGGAGUGCUCUCCCACCGUGGAUGAAUGUCCCAAAGGAAGCGACCCUGCACUCGCUCGGAAGUGUGCACUGUACGCUGCCUAUUAUACCCCGAGCGGUACAAAACAAGUAACAUACAAGAACUUCCACUGUGCCCUCUGUAACGGAGUGUCCCGUACAACGGUUGAGAAAGACGGCGAACGAGCAAAAUUUAUUCAAUCGUUGAUUAGCCUUCAAACCAUCAAACCCACUUCAGACGACUCCUUGUUUGAGCUCGACCCACAGACAGAUCACACCAAGUGUGGUGAUGGUCACAUAAGGCUGCCAGGGCUAAACUGCUGUCAAGCUUUCGGCUGCAGAGGGGGCACAGAGAAAGGCACCAACGGUUGUCUACACCCCAACGGUACCCUUAGCCACACCUGGCUCGUGUUUGAACGAGACCAAGUCACCAUCCUCCCUAACCACACACUGUACUUAAACUUCAAUGGCAAAAUUGUGAGUUCCGAUGACUAUGAAAUAGACAGCUGGACGGGGCGUAUCCUUGUGCGUGUCCAAUAUAAAUAUAUCGGAGCAAAAUUUACAUCGAAUGCCUUGCCAACGGAACCCACACAGUGUUCUAAAACCAAUGACCAUCCUUAUACCUGGAUGUCUUAUGGAGCCAAUUUCGUCAUGCUUGUUGUGAUUAUACUGUGUGCUGGGUUUCAUGUUAAGAGGAGAUGCAAGCCAAGCCAACCCUUGGCACGAGACGGUGCUGGGACCAUUCAGCCACCAGAUGGUGCUAAAGGCGCCGAGUGCCGUAACCAGAACGGUUACUCAGGAGCGCGAUACACUGCGGGGGCAUGUAGUUCCAACAACACGCGUGGCCAUGUUGAAUUUGUUUCGAACGACACUCACGGCUAAUCUCCUAAGAAAAGGAGUCUUACUGGAUACAGCUUCGUCCCACAACUGCAUCAAUUCAUGCGCCUAGUCUUGCUGCGUUUCAUUUACGGUGCUCUUCACUGAACUGUCCCGGCUGUAUGACUCGAAAACGGUUCACGCUGGCCAAAUAAUUCUUUUUGGGUUGGCAUUAGUGGUGGUGGUGUUCACUUGCAUACUCUCACCAAUUAAAUAAAUUGCGCGCUUUAUCUAAUCGCAGCAAAGCGAAAUGAUUCUCGUUUCUCUUACUCAGCGGCAAAUUGGAACUCGAAAGUGAUAUAUAUAUCAACAAAAGUGAUAUAUAUAUCAACAAAAGUGAUACGCACCCUUCCAGACAUAAGCACUCCAAGCACUUGUGGCCAUACCGCUCCAAAAUCAAUUCUUUUAAUCAAUUAAUCAAUGCUUUCAUUUUUCCCCGGGACUAUCCAUGAUUGGAAUCAGUUACCCGAGGAAUGUGUCUCCACUGCUACUUAAGACGAGUUUUAUACUUUUAGACGAGACAUAUGUUCGUCAGCAGAAUGAUUUUGUGCCAAGCGUGACCUCGUGUAUGAGCAUUUUCUGGUUAUAUUUUGAGUGAUAGUAUGUGUGAACCUCUUAUGCUGUGCCAAUUCCUGUAACAGUCGGUGAGCAGGGGCCAACAGUAUUUGAAAAUAAAACAAAUAAAUAAAAUAUUAACUUACGAAUGACCCUCAAGUAUGAGGUGGUGUCGCUCAAAGGGUAUUCACGAAGAAAUAACGCGGAAAUAAACUUUUCGCUAAAACCCAAUGAAUGCUGCGCUGACAUAGUCUGCGAUAUAUCUAGAAAGCUUGGCUUAGAGCUAGCAGCGAAUGCCACUGAAGUAGCUCACAGAGUCCCAACACAGGAUCCAUCUAAACUCAACAUUGUAGUACGCUUUUCUCUAGGCAUCCAUUUCACUGUCUUUCCAUUUCUCUCUUUCGUUCUCUCCCACCCAAAAAGUGACGUUUAAAUGCAGCUCACUUCGGUUACCACCACAAUGAGCCAAUUUUUGUGAACAAACAUCUCUGCAAGGAGCUAAAACAAUUGUUGGGCAAAACGAUCCACAAGGAUAAUCCUGGAAGGAUGGUUUUUCUAAUGAAGAGCAUCCACUCGAAACGUCAAGUAUAGUUUUCCCCCUUUUUAUGUACACCAGUCCCUGUUUUUACUCCAAAAUAAAUGCCCCAAUUUUAAUUAUUUCGCUGGGGAGAUAUGUAUGGGCCAAGGACGGCACGAUCUUUGUCCGACGUACAGAAAAUUCCGGAGCGAUUCAUGUUGAACCAGAAGCAAAACUGCUUGAAAUUAACAAAUGGGAACAUGUAACAUUUACGCGAGUGUAUAAACAUUAGAAGCAUGUGUGACUUUAUAUUGGUUGACGAACUUAAUGACAGCUGUAGGGUACAGUUCUCAUUUCAAAUUGUAUCAUCUCAAUAUUACAGUGUUGCGAAGAUUUUGGAUCAAUUAAGCACCGUAUUGUCGUCUUUGGAGUCUAAGUUCAAUGUUAUUGCAUUCACAGAAACUUGGUUACGUGAGAGAGAAUGUUAUCAAUGAAAUAAUUAUAUAUUUUAGUCUUGUCCAAGAAAAAACCCCAAUGAGAUCGAAAGGUGCAUUCAAACUGCAUAUCUUGUUAUACCUUUUGUUGUCAGCUUUUUUCUGGUUCUAUAUUGCGUGAUGGCACACAGAUAAGAUGUCAGAUUGAUUUGCCCUGCCCCAGGCACAAACUCUCCUGACUACGGCUCUGAAUUUUUUUAAUAGAUUCGGUGCGCUUGGGUUGAUGGUCCUGUUGAUGAUACGCCAUGUUUGUGCACUGUCACCUUUUGCUUGUAUAAUGGCAUUAUAGUAAUACAGUUGGAGAGCAUGCUACGAUGUUUUUGUACAUAUUAAGAGCUUAUGGUUGUCUGUUUGAGCGCGAUUUUGCUUACGCUUCAGAGAUUGCAGCAAUCCUUUGCGAUCCACGGCUUUUGUGUGGACAAUGCUAAUAAAGGCCAUAUUUUUGA
Ornithodoros turicata is the source of this 3978-nucleotide messenger RNA. RefSeq lists its product as uncharacterized. The transcript has 2 exons. The record is from RefSeq and is a predicted model, not a curated record. Lineage: Eukaryota; Metazoa; Arthropoda; Arachnida; Ixodida; Argasidae. Bases 260 to 1972 code for a protein of 570 amino acids.